Molecule: messenger RNA, 1833 nt
Organism: Sinocyclocheilus rhinocerous
Lineage: Eukaryota; Metazoa; Chordata; Actinopteri; Cypriniformes; Cyprinidae
Product: tetraspanin-33
Exons: 8
Coding region: 199-1032 (277 amino acids)
Cellular component (GO): plasma membrane
Source: RefSeq, a predicted model, not a curated record
GACACAAGCCCAGAUUCAAAGCGAUCGAUGCGUUCUUGUGAUUUUAGUCGAGGGUGUUUAAUGAUCAUAAUGAGACUUGACGAGACGUUUUAGAAAUAGCCGAGCGAAUGAUUUGAUUCUGCAGGAUGAAGAUCUAGAUAGAUAAUGUUAGGUGAACGCUGAAGGUUUGUAGGUGAGAGACAUCACACACCUUUGAUCAUGCCAAGAACGAAAUGCGACGAGGAGUUCACUUUCGUCAGUCCAGGGGUGAAAUAUUUACUUUUCUUCUUCAACAUGAUAUUUUGGGUAAUUGCACUGAUCCUGAUAUCUAUUGGAGUUUAUUCCAGGAUAGUUAAACAUGAGGCAGCGCUGGCCUGUCUGACGGUGGAUCCUGCUCUGUUACUGAUGAUAGUGGGCAUUCUCAUGUUCUUCAUCACAUUCUGCGGCUGUGUGGGUUCUCUGAGGGAAAACAUAUGCUUACUGCAGACGUUCUGCAUCAUCCUAACUAUCAUCUUUCUGCUGCAGCUAGUGGCUGGUGUUCUGGGUUUUGUCUUCUCAGACAAGGCACGUGGAAAAGUAACAGAAAUGGUUGACAACGCCAUCAAGCAUUACAGGGAUGAUAUAGAUCUUCAGAACCUCAUCGACUAUGGACAAAAACAGUUUAACUGCUGUGGGGGAAUCUCCUACAUGGAUUGGUCUCAGAACAUGUACUUCAAUUGUUCAAAAGAGAACCCGAGCAGAGAGCGUUGUUCUGUGCCCUUCUCCUGCUGUCUGCUCUCCAAAGAGGAGACUGUUAUAAAUACCAUGUGUGGUCAUGGGGUGCAGCAGCUGGAAUAUCUUGCAGCUAGUGCCUUCAUUAACACCAAUGGCUGCAUUGAUAAAGUGGUGAACUGGAUCCACAGUAACCUGUUUCUGUUGGGGGCUAUCGCACUGGGCCUGGCCAUCCCACAGUUGGUUGGGAUCCUCCUCUCUCAGAUCCUUAUUAAUCAAAUCCAGGAUCAGAUUAAACUACAGAAUUACAACCAACAACAUCGCUCAGACCCCUGGAGCUGAAACAGUCGAGAAAAAACUAAAUGCGUUUUUAUAGAAAGCUUGGGAACUCAUAGCUGCCUGAAGUGACUGACAUGGACUGGAUUCUGAAUAAGGAGAACUGGGCUUAAGAACAGGCAACCAAGACAUGUUUUCAUAUGUAAGGUCAAUUGCAUGAUAUUUUAUAAACCAGAAUAUUUAUAGGAAUAGUGUAAGACAAACUAAAGAUCAAGAGGUCAAUAAAACUAUUUUGUAAUAUUUUAUGAACACAAAAUGUUUUUAAGGUGUGUGAUCCUAGCAAAGGAUGGUGUGUAAACUAGUGAUAUUUAUUGAUUUCCAGUAUGGACAUUUAAAAAAAAAAACUUGUGUUGGUAGAUAUUAUGAACAUCUGAGAUCUAAAUAGAAAUGAAAGUAUUUUUAUUCACCAUUAUAUUUUGCUUAAAAAUUCACUUUAUAACAAGUCUAAACAGUCAUAUGUCCUUCUUAAUUUCCAUAUUAUUUCAUAUUAUUUAAGUAUUAUUUCAAAGGAUAUAUUUUUAAAAUGCACAAAACAUUUAAAGAGCAUUGCUUAUAUUAUAACAUAGCUCACUAAUCAACUCACUCCAUGCCAUUUGGCUGUGAUCUUUCUGGAAUGACUAAAUAUGGCCAUAAAAAAACCUGCUUAUAGUCUGAACAAACACAACAUGCUUGAGUUGGCCAGAGAUUCAAGUGUUUACUUUGCUGUUGAUACGCAGACAGUGGUGAGUGUCCUCCUUCCGUUUGUACAAUAUCCUGUUCAUUAUGGAUACACACAAUAAUGGAUGUUACUGUUUAUGUGGUGUUUUA